Molecule: messenger RNA, 768 nt
Organism: Seminavis robusta
Lineage: Eukaryota; Bacillariophyta; Bacillariophyceae; Naviculales; Naviculaceae
Source: the annotation of a GenBank genome assembly
AUGCGACGAAACCAGCCUUCCCAGGUGCUAGUGCUGCUGCUUUGCAGCUUGACUUCUUUGACUGCGGCAUUUGUCAUUCCUUCUACUACUAGAAGCACUGCGAGUCCCUCUACGGUUUCAAAGCCCUCUCUGUUGUUGUUUGCAACGGUGAGCGAUGACAUUGACGUCGAUACUGAGAUCAAUGCUGCCAAGUCCAUUUUGGUCACGGCAGCCGAAACCAAGGCAGAAGAUUCGGAUACUGUGAUUGAAGCGUUGUUGAGUCUGGAGAAGCUAAUGCGAAAAAAGGCGAAAGCCGAAGGAGAAUCAGUGGCAGAGGACAUGAAGACACAACUCAACGGAGACUGGCGACUCAUCUUUACCACGGGAACGGCAGAUACACAACAGAAAUAUGGCAAGAUCAACUAUUUCCCCUUGAAGGCUGUGCAAACCUUUCGCACGGUCGAGGAAGAUCCCAUGAAAAUCACCAACGGAAUCUUUGCCGGUGACUUUCCGUUGGUCAAAUUCUUUGGAGAAAUGGACUUUGAUCUCAAAAAGAGAAAAUUGGAAUUCGAUUUCAAUCAACUGCUUGUGUUGAACUUGAUUGAAAUCAAUCUAGGAAAGGGAGAUGCGGCCAAAAUUGGAGCAUCCAGUGGUUUGGGAUCCGAAAGCAAUGUAGAGAAUGUCAAGAAAGGACGACAGGCAUUCUUCAACUGGAUCAGUGCGGAUGCACAAAUUGCCACAGCACGAGGUGGUGGUGGUGGAUUGGCGCUCUGGAAGCGUGUCGAUUGA